This is a messenger RNA of Musa acuminata subsp. malaccensis (wild Malaysian banana), 1862 nucleotides long. Its product is annotated as COBRA-like protein 1. Gene Ontology annotation, cellular component: plasma membrane. Gene Ontology annotation, biological process: cellulose microfibril organization; plant-type cell wall cellulose biosynthetic process. Lineage: Eukaryota; Viridiplantae; Streptophyta; Magnoliopsida; Zingiberales; Musaceae. The record is from RefSeq and is a predicted model, not a curated record.
AGAUCACAUGGCUUGGAGCGUUGGAUUUUGUGUCAGUGUUGCAAAGUUGAUGAUACCUCAUCUUGAAGCUUCUUAACUCUCUCUCUCUCUCUCUCCUCUCGGAGACAAAUAGGAAGGGGUGGGGGUUUACUUGUUCAGCUCUGCUGUCUCCAUUGCUUCAGUGGUGCAGAUCUAAGUCGUUUCCCCCCACGACCAGCAAUGGGGACGGAUCUGAGCUCCUCCACAUUCGCCGUCACCGGAUCCAUGGGAAAGCUCGCGACUUUCGCCCUCUCCUUCCUGUUCGUUCUAGUCUUGUCCUCUCUGAUUCCAUCCACAGAAGCUUAUGAUUCGUUGGACCCCAAUGGAAAUAUAACAAUCAAAUGGGACAUAAUGCAGUGGACACCGGAUGGUUAUGUUGCGGUCGUUACGAUAUUCAAUUUCCAGCAAUAUCGUCACAUUCAAGCACCCGGAUGGAUUCUUGGGUGGACCUGGGCAAAGAAGGAGGUCAUCUGGUCAAUGGUAGGAGCCCAGACCACAGAGCAGGGUGAUUGCUCAAGAUUCAAGGGGAACACUCCACAUUGCUGUAAGAAAGAUCCGACAGUUGUUGAUCUACUUCCUGGAACACCAUAUAACCAGCAAAUCGCCAAUUGUUGCAAAGGAGGGGUGAUUAAUUCAUGGGUGCAAGAUCCAGCCAAUGCUGCAAGUUCAUUCCAGGUCAGUGUUGGUGCAGCGGGGACCACCAACAAGACUGUCCGUGUGCCCAAGAACUUUACCCUGAGGGCACCAGGACCUGGAUAUACAUGUGGAAUAGCCAAGAUUGUGAAGCCUACUAAAUUUGUUACACAAGAUGGAAGGAGAACAACUCAAGCUCUUAUGACAUGGAAUGUUACAUGUACAUAUUCCCAAUUUCUCGCUCAGAAGACUCCUACUUGCUGUGUAUCCCUUUCAUCCUUCUACAAUGACACAAUUGUUAACUGUCCGACGUGCACAUGUGGUUGUCAAAAUAAUGCAACUCAACCAGGAAGCUGCGUGGAAGGAGAUUCGCCUUAUUUAGCCUCUGUCAUCAACGGUCCUGGCAAAAACAGCUUCACACCAUUGGUCCAGUGCACAUCACAUAUGUGCCCAGUAAGGGUCCAUUGGCAUGUCAAACUAAACUACAAGGAGUACUGGCGUGUGAAGAUUGCAAUAACAAAUUUCAACUACCGGAUGAAUUAUACACAGUGGAACCUUGUUAUCCAGCAUCCGAACUUAGACAAUCUCACUCAACUUUUUAGUUUCAAUUACAAGUCAUUGACGCCGUACGGAGGCAUAAAUGAUACUGCAAUGCUAUGGGGUGUCAAGUACUAUAAUGACUUCCUCAUGGAAGCCGGACCUUAUGGAAAUGUGCAGUCGGAACUUCUAUUCCGGAAGGACCCAUCAACUUUUACCUUCGAGAAGGGGUGGGCCUUUCCACGGCGCGUAUACUUCAAUGGUGACAACUGUGUCAUGCCUCCCCCAGAUUCGUAUCCAUGGUUACCGAAUGCCGCCACACGGUUGACAAGCACCAUGAUGAUGGCCCUUUUUGCUGCUUUGGCUUGGUUGCUAAUUUAUGUCUAGAAAGGACUCGAGGUUCGUUUGAAACUUUUAAUUUCGAUAGAAACACAAACUGCUCUGCUUCUGGAAAUCGAUUUGGAUUCUGGAUAAAAAGAGGAUUCAGGUCUCUCCGCACCAAAGCCAUCAUAAUGUAAAUUUAUACUAUAAAUCCACAACUUGGCAAGGUUUUGAGUUUAGAUUCUUGUAAUUUAUGUGGUCUAUGUCAGCAUGUUAUAUGUAGAAGAGUGGAGACCCAUGAUAAUUUAUAUUUGUUAAAGUACAUGAGCAGGCAACUUUGUUUGAUGUUGAAA